Chelmon rostratus (copperband butterflyfish) is the source of this 5012-nucleotide messenger RNA. RefSeq names its product sodium- and chloride-dependent GABA transporter 2-like. Gene Ontology annotation, cellular component: membrane. NCBI's taxonomy places the organism in Eukaryota, Metazoa, Chordata, Actinopteri, Chaetodontiformes, Chaetodontidae. Bases 161 to 1990 code for a protein of 609 amino acids. The record is from RefSeq and is a predicted model, not a curated record. The transcript is spliced from 15 exons. Gene Ontology annotation, biological process: sodium ion transmembrane transport.
AAUUAGGUCAUAGAGGGGCCAAAGGAAACCAUAGCCACUUUGUUUCUCACUGUGGCUCCACUCAUGACCUGUUGUUUGUGUAGAGAGCCUGCGGUACACCCAGCUGAGAGGAAUACUGAUCAGUUUGCUGUAAGCAACUCUCGGGGGAGGGGGCUUUGCAAUGGAGGGAGAAUUCCUCAAAGGAAACAGCCUUGAGACAUCGGGUAAAGACAACAACCUGGUGAAGAAGACCCAGCUGUUGGACCGUGGCCAGUGGGCAAACAAGUUGGAGUUCUUGCUGGCUGUGGCAGGAACCCUGGUUGGACUGGGAAACCUGUGGAGGUUCCCCUAUUUGUGCUACAAAAAUGGGGGAGGUGCAUUUUUGGUUCCGUACAUCUUGUUUCUGCUUGCCUGUGGUAUCCCAAUGUUCCUGCUGGAGACAGCCAUGGGACAGUUCACAUCUCAAGGGUGCAUCACCUGUUGGAGGCACUUCUGCCCUUUGUUUGAAGGGAUUGGUUAUGCUACCCAGGUUGUGAUUGCGUAUGCUGCCGUGUCAUACAUCGUCAUCCAAGCGUGGGCCUUCUUCUACCUGUUCUCGUCCUUCAGCGCUGAGGUUCCGUGGGCCAGUUGCAGGAACACCUGGAACACAGAGUUUUGUGUUGAAUUUGAUAAAAAAAAUGUGUCUUCCAAUUGGACAGCAACUGAGAACUCAACAACGCCUGCAACAGAAUUCUGGGAGAGACGAGUGCUGGGUAUAAGUCAGGGGAUUGAGGAGGUUGGUAGCCUGAGGUGGGAGUUGGCCCUGUGUCUCUUACUGGCGUGGAUCCUGUGCUACUUCUGUGUUUGGAAAGGAGUGAGAUCCACUGGAAAGGUAGUUUACUUUACAGCCACGUUCCCCUACCUGAUGCUGGUGGUCCUGCUGGCUCGUGGACUCACUUUACCGGGAGCUAUGGACGGCUUAGCUUUCUACCUGUAUCCUGACCCGACAAGGUUGGUGGACCCUCAAGUUUGGAUGGAUGCAGGCGCACAGGUUCUUUUCUCUUUUGGGAUUUGUCAGGGCAGUUUGACAGCUCUGGGCAGUUACAAUCAGUAUAAUAAUGAUUGUUACAAGGACACAUUUGUUCUGUGUUUGGUGAAUGGCGGGUCAAGCUUUGUGGCAGGGUUUGCAAUCUUUUCAGUUCUGGGUUUUAUGUCGUACGAACAAGGAGUGCCAAUAUCUGAGGUGGCUGCUUCUGGACCUGGCUUGGCAUUUAUCGCCUACCCACGUGCAGUAGCCAUGAUGCCUUUACCUCAGUUAUGGGCUGUAUGUUUCUUCAUCAUGGUCAUCUUGCUGGGCGCAGACACACAGUUUGUGAGCCUGGAGUGCCUGAUGACCUCCGUGACAGACAUGUUCCCCACGGUGUUUCGAAGAGCUUAUCGUCGAGAACUGCUGCUGCUUUGUCUCUGCUCCGUUUGCUUCUUCCUUGGCCUCCUUCUUGUCACAGAGGGAGGCUUGUAUUUCCUUCAGCUUUUUGACCAUUAUGUCUGCAGUGGCAACAAUCUUCUCCUUCUCUCAGUGUGUCAGUCAAUAGCAAUCGGAUGGAUAUAUGGUGCGGAUCGUCUCUAUGACAACAUUGAAGACAUGAUAGGUUAUCGUCCGUGGCCAUUAAUGAAGCUUUGCUGGCUUUAUAUUACCCCCACUGUUUGUCUGGGUACCUUCAUCUUUUCAGUGGUGAAGUACAAGCCGCUCAAGUUCAACAAAACCUACGUCUACCCGACCUGGGCUUACGCUCUGGGCUGGUUCCUCGGACUGUUUUGUGUUCUCCUGGUCCCUCUGUGGAUAAUCUUUAAAGUGACUCAGAUGAAAGGGACAGUACGGCAGAACCUCAGGCAGCUGUGCCGCCCUGAAAACAAGACGCACAACACAGCAAAGCAACCUGAGCAGUGCCCUUUGAACCCAGACAACACCCUCACUCCUGCUGCCACUGAAUACAAGGCAGGCGGUGGAGGGGAGGUGGAGAUGCAAAUGUGAGACACGGCACACAUUUGAUACUGCUUUAUAAUAAGAUGUUAUUAUUUGAAACUUUUAAACAGGUUUUUACAAGCUACGCAUUUUUAAGAAAUCGUGAUGAGCAUUUAAUUCUGAAGACUUCCACCUCUGCUGGGUUUCCAUGUGAGGUCUUCAACCUGCACGGUAAGCAGUGAGUCUUAUGUCGCUGUAACAUGUCACUGCUGCAGACCUACGUUGUAAACACACAGUAUUGACAAGCUUUUUCAGUCAAAGCAAACCUUUAAUGUGUUGUUUUCAUGUUUCAAUAUGCCACCUCCAUAGGGGAUCAGGAGAUGCCAAUCUUGAUUGUCACUGCCCACUAAGAUGCACCACAGAUGUCUAAACAAUCCCACACCACCAAAAAAUGACAACGUAAAACAAAUAAUAAAAAAAAGAAAUCCCCAGCUCCAAUGGUAGCUAUGACGCAUUCAUACAAAGCAGUAUGCCUUUAUAAGGAAUUCACAUUAGUGGUAAAUGCUUCAUUUUUAUUCUUCCAUAUAUUAAACUUAAAUUAUAUCCUAAAAAUAAGUGUAUUUGACAUGGUUCGCCUUAUACAUAUCCAGAUGCAGGACUGAAGUCUAAGUAUUAUCUGCACUAUUAGGUAUCUACCUAUCCUUUGUUAUAAUGCUGUGGGGGCCAUAAGCCUGAGUCUGCUACCAACAAGCAAAUUGCCUCUCACAGUGCGGUGUACGUUUAUGCUUUGCAGCGUAAACUAACUGCAACCCAAGCGCUCAUUAUCUCACUGAAUGAUGUGGUUUAAUUACGGGUCUUCACACUCACAGUUUAUCAUAUGGAGAAAUGUUUGAGUGGAUUAGACAGACAUCCUGCUCAAAACAAUACAACACACCUGACGGGAGUUACGCUGUUUGUCACUGUUGUGACCCCCUGAUAAAUGCUCGCUCUGCUAAGCAGGUCGUUACUGCCAACUUGAAAUGUCUAAAAUAAGAUUCAUUUUUGCAAAGAAAAUGUAACUGCCACCUCAAGGACUUGAAUGGGCAUAAAAUUCUCACUGCAAAAAUCUGAUUUAAAAGUAAAGUGUCAAAGGUAAAAGAGUGUGUUCAUGAAAACCUGUGCAGAGAAGUGUACUACAGCUCCCAGGGGACACUGCAGGAAGAAACAUAAAAUACGGGUGUUUGUCAAAAGGAUCUCCACUCAUUAAAUUCUGUUGCCGGUAUCGCUACUGGCAGCCAGAAGCUGCUGAUUAUACUUUGUAGCUCACUGUUAAUAUAUUGAGCAGUUUUGGAUAUACAAUGAUUAUAUCAGGAAGUGCAGUGCACUGUUUUAAUCCUGAUUACAACAACAAAACACUCUGAUUUUCUGAGUUACACCUCUGUCUGACUUCUCCAUAGCAACAGCUGCUGUGGCUCAACUGUAGUACUUGACCAUACCUAACUGGUAAAGAAAAAAAGGAAAUGAAAUCCAUGCUUAAAAAUUAGGACACUGCGUAAAACAUACAUGAAUGAGAUAACUGUUUUGACACAUAUUCAGUUGAAAACAGUACAAAGACAGAAUAUUUAAUGUUUCACCUCAUCAGCUUCAUUGAUGCGUGUGUGUUUGCGUCCUCUAUUUGAUGUUUCAAACAAGUUGGGACAGGGGCAACAAAAGACUGGGGAAGUAGUGGAACACUCCAAAUACACCUGUCUGGAUCAUUCCACAGGUAAACAGGUUGAUUGGUUCCAGGUGGUUGGUUUGAAAAUAGCACUUUUUUGGAAUCAGGGUUGUAUAUUUGCACUGAAGUUAUAAUAAAUAUAACUGAUAUAUAAAACAAACAUGAGUUUAAAAUGGGGGAAGCCACAGCUCUGCCCAAAUGUGUCACUUAAUGGAUGCUUGCAAAGUCUAAGGUAAAUUUUGUGUAAACAAGAUAUUCAGAUAUUGUCCAGUGUCAGACAUGCACAAUUUAUGGCAGUCAGUUCUGACUUUUGCGCCCCACUGUAGCUGUUUUAUUAAAGUAAACACGUGAAGGCAUCCGUGACAGCUGAUUGUUGGAAAACUGAUGUUGAAUUCUUGGCAAUGUCGAAGGAGCACUGACAAGAGAGUGAAGGUGAUUAAAUAAAGCUGCUGAAGUCUCAAUAUUAUUAGACAUGAUAUGUGUUAUGUCAAUGUAAGGAAUGAAGUCUAACAUGCUGUAACCACAUUGCACCUGAAGUAUGAAUCAAUGUUAUAUCUGCCAUAACUUCUGGCUUCCUGGCUGUAUCUGGCUACUCAAGUAAAUUCAAGUUCAUAUUAUGUCUGUUUGUGUUUUUAGGUUUUUUUUUUUUCGAUAGUCUUUCUAGUCUUACUGUAGCCGUAUAGUCACUCAUUGACUGAUUUAAGCAUAUGACAUUUAAUGCUGUUGCCACCGCAAGUAAAUCACAAAAGUGCACUUUUUCAGGUUACAUAAUUUUAUAUACAUUUAUAUAUGCAUUGUAAAACAAUUGUUUUUUGUCAAAUUCUAUUCAUGCUAUGAUAAAUCAAUGACUUUGGUUUCAUAUUGUGCUGAUUUUCAAUUGUAUUUAUACACUCUGUUGUUAUUGUAUGUUAUCCUAGACUGGGCAUUACUUUAAUGAGACACAGCUAAAAGCAGGAAAUAAAUGCAAAUGUUCCUCCGCAGACUUCAGGAAAAACCUAAACAAAACUGUCUCCUCAGUCUCGUGAACCCGCACUGUUUGAAAUAAAGCAACAAGAGCUUAUUAUAUAUAUUAUUAUAUAAUGUGACAUUUCUCUAUCGCAAACUGAAAGGAAAGACAUGUUGAGGUACAUUUACUGUGCUGUAGUAUUUCCAUUUUAUUCUACUUUAUACUCUUACUCUACUACACUUCAGAGGAGGAAAUACUGUACUGUUUACUUCACUACAGCUGUUAGAGUAUUUUUUACUGUGUGGUAUGAAUACUUUUACUAUGUUAAAUGAUCUGAAUGCUUCUUCCAAAACCAGUGAUCGAGUAUAUUGAAGAGAUUUGGCUGGAAUGAGCGAAUGCUCUUGUGUGAAAGCUGAAAAGGCCACAUUAGCAACCAACAAGCUAUAGUA